Penicillium verrucosum is the source of this 741-nucleotide messenger RNA. RefSeq names its product proteasome core particle subunit alpha 5 (gene pup2). The transcript is spliced from 5 exons. Gene Ontology annotation, cellular component: proteasome core complex; proteasome core complex, alpha-subunit complex; nucleus. NCBI's taxonomy places the organism in Eukaryota, Fungi, Ascomycota, Eurotiomycetes, Eurotiales, Aspergillaceae. The coding region runs from base 1 to 741 and encodes 246 amino acids. Gene Ontology annotation, biological process: proteasome-mediated ubiquitin-dependent protein catabolic process. The record is from RefSeq and is a predicted model, not a curated record.
AUGUUCAUUGCACGAUCAGAAUAUGACCGUGGAAUCAACACCUUCUCCCCCGAAGGUCGUUUGUUCCAGGUCGAAUACUCUCUUGAAGCUAUCAAACUAGGCUCCACCGCCAUCGGAGUAGCAACCUCCGAGGGUGUGAUCCUCGGUGUUGAGAAGCGCGUCACAUCCACACUUCUCGAAGCGUCGUCCGUCGAGAAGAUCGUCGAAAUUGAUCAGCACAUCGGUUGUGCCAUGUCCGGUCUGCAGGCCGAUGCCCGCAACCUGGUUGAGCACGCCCGCGUCGAGUGCCAAAAUCACGCCUUCCACUAUGCCGAGCCCCUGCGAGUUGAGAGCACCACACAGGCAAUUUGCGAUUUGGCUCUGCGAUUCGGUGAGAGCGGCGAUGACGAGGAGAGUGUCAUGAGUAGACCGUUUGGUGUUGCGCUGUUAAUCGCUGGUUAUGACGAGGACGGGCCCCAACUAUACCACGCCGAACCGUCCGGCACAUUCUACCGGUAUGACGCCAAGGCCAUCGGCUCAGGAAGCGAAGGCGCGCAGGCGGAGCUGCAGAAUGAAUACCACAAGUCUUUGACUCUUGCAGAGGCCGAGACGUUGGUGCUCAAGACGCUGAAGCAGGUCAUGGAGGAGAAGCUUGAUUCCAAGAAUGUCCAGCUGGCCAGUGUCACCAAGGAGAAGGGUUUCCGUAUCUACAACGACGAGGAGAUGGGCCAGGCUGUCACACAGCUGGGUGGCAACCAAUGA